AUGACACGUGCAAAAAACAAUGCUGAUUUUUUUACCAAGUUAGCAAAACUACCACCCAAAGUUAUUACUAUAAUUAUUGAUGAAUUACCAAAAUGCAUAUUAGCUGAAUUAUUGUAUUUCCCAUCCAUUAGAGAAGUUGUUGCUUCUACAAUCUUGUCAAAUGUAAAUAUUACUGAGGGUCUUCAAAGACAUGGGUGGAAUUAUGAACCAGAUGUUGGUUAUGCUGACUGCAAUUGUGUCUCGUUCAACAUUGAAUUCGGUAAUUUGAAGAAAGGUAUAAAUCAAUGGAAUAUAUAUCCAAAAGUUUUUCAUAUGAAAGGUUUAUCUCAAUUUGUGGAUGUUUUGUUAACUUGCCCAGAACUUUUAACUAAGGCUUCAAGCGUCAAUAGUACUUUCUCCGGGUUAGAAGAUACAGAGGUAGAAAUUUUGGAGAAAUUGUUGAUGGAUUCCAAUAUUAAAUUUGAUUAUUUGAGUCUAUCGGAGUUUCCAGAUCCAAUCACAUUAUCACCCAUUGUCAAAAAUAUUCUGUUAUUGAAUACCACAUUGAUUAGUUAUGUGAUUCCUGGCGUAAAAAAAUUGGACAUUGUCUUCUCUAAUGGUAACGAAGAAGGUCAAAAUUAUGUUUUUGCUUCUGAUUUGGAGGAAUUGACAAUAAAGGAUGAUCGGUUUACCCAAUUGAAUUUGCCUCCAAAUUUACGGAAACUAUCUAUCGAAUCAUCUUUGGGCUCGGUAAAUAUCAUAUCUAAAGAAUUGGUAAAUCUAGAGUAUUUGCAGCUUAAGGAAUUGAAAAUUGCAUCUUUUGACGAAACUGGAAUAACUGCCCCAAAUUUGAAAACAUUAAACUUAGAAAAUUGUCAAAACAUUACCGAUUUUAUUGGUUUGAGAAGAUUUCAAAAAUUAAAGUACAUAUCUUUGAAGGGUUGUGUUUUCCCAGCUGGUUUACUUGAGGAAGGUUUGUUUCCAGAGUUGGAGAUUUUUGAAUAUUCAGGGAAAGAUUUUGAGCCAGAAAGCGAAUACGAUGGACCAUUACCAUUACCUGCAAAUUUAAAACAUGUAUCAAUAAAGUGGGCUAGUUCUGUUAUAAUUGAUUUAAAUACUUUUGUUCUUCCAUCUAGAUUAAAACAUUUGGAACUUUGGGAUAUUAGGUUUAGUCAAGGGCAUUUACAGUUUAAUGAAGAUUUAGAAUAUGUACGGAUUCGUACACGAGCAAUAAGAUUUCCAGGAGAUUUCAGGAUUCCUCCAUUGGUGAAACAUUUUCAAAUAAAAGCUACUCAUUUGUGUUUUUACAAACCAGAUUUUAUGUAUCAUUUGCCCGAUGGAUUAAACAACUUACAAUUAGUAUGCCCUGACUUAGGAAGAAUGGAUGGAUUAGAUAAAAUAGUUCAAUGGCCAGAAUCAUUAAAAGUGUUCCGUAUGCAUUAUUUGGGUUUAAAUUCUCACUCAUUGCAGCUAUGGAAUUUUAAGGAAUCCAAUCUUGAAGAGAUUGAUUUCAGAGGUGGGGCUCUUGGUCAAUUAAACGCUGAUGCACUACCAACCAGUCUUAAAGUGUUAACCAUGAAGAACUUACGUAUUGAAGAAUUAGUUGGUUCUUUUGGAAAUUUAAAGAAACUAGAGAAAUUGAUUCUCGGAUGCAAUGAUAUAAAAUAUGUCAGUUUUUUGGAAUUUCCAUCAUUGAAAUUUUUAGAUUUAGGAUACUGUAAGUUUGAUUUGAUACCACCAGUUACAGUGAUGUUUCUUAAUCAAAAAUUAAAAGAACUUAAAUUGUAUUCAAAAACGAUGGAUGUUACCGUCCUGAAACAAGAUAUAUGUCUUGAUCGGAAUUUCAAACGGGUGAAAAGAGAUUUUAUGGAUUAG
This is a messenger RNA of Candida albicans SC5314, 1854 nucleotides long. RefSeq lists its product as uncharacterized. The record is from RefSeq and is a predicted model, not a curated record. NCBI's taxonomy places the organism in Eukaryota, Fungi, Ascomycota, Pichiomycetes, Serinales, Debaryomycetaceae. The transcript has a single exon. The coding region runs from base 1 to 1854 and encodes 617 amino acids.